Messenger RNA from Helobdella robusta, 2573 nucleotides. RefSeq lists its product as hypothetical. Lineage: Eukaryota; Metazoa; Annelida; Clitellata; Rhynchobdellida; Glossiphoniidae. The transcript has 10 exons. Gene Ontology annotation, molecular function: nitric-oxide synthase binding. The annotation marks the transcript as partial. The record is from RefSeq and is a predicted model, not a curated record.
UUAUUAUUAUUAUCGUUCUUUAUUGAUGUUAAUUUAAACUUAUUUCAUUAAUUAAACUUAGGCUAAUUAAUUUAUAGUUAAUUAAAUAAAUAAAUUUCAUCGAGGAAUUGUUGAAAAUUAAUUAAUGUGGAUUUACUUUGCAGUAUUGAACGUUUUUUUCAAGUUUAUCCAAGUUGGCGCAAAUUUAUUAUAUAUAUAGAUAAAUAAUUCAAUAAUUUAGAUAAUGGUUUCGAAAAUAAUCAAAAACUAAAUAAUUAAGUUGAUUGGUCGUUUAGUUAAUUAAUUAAUUUGAUUAAUUAAUAAAUAAUAUUUAUUUAAAUAUAAAGUUUAUUUAGUAUAAUAGACGGUAAACAAUCGACUGAACAAGGUAGAACUUAGAACUUGCUGUAAACAAAAGCCAAGGACAACAUUAACAACGACAACGACAUUAAAACAACAACUUCCAUUGCUAGAACAACAGCCGCUCAAACCUACUUGCAGCAACAAACGCAACAACACAUACGACAACUUCAAAAAAGCGACGAAAGCGAUUAACAACUACGUAUAAACGCUUACUACAACAACAUUAUUAACUUAACAUCAAUUACAACAACUACACUACAAAACAACAACGAUAUUAAAUAAAACAGCACAACAACGACGACAACAACAACAACAACACCGGCAACAAAAUGUCGUACAGGUACAUGAAAUUUCGAAACAUAUUCUUUCGGAGAAACGUGAUGGCGGGCGAUAAUAAACACCCCUUACCCCUGACCGAGGAACAAUUCAAAAUCGGGCUGCAAUUUCAAGUUAAGUAUAUUGGAUCUUUGGAAAUAUCGCGUCCGGUCAGUCGAGUCGAAAUCGUGGCCGCCAUGAGGAAAAUCAGAUUUGAAUUCCGUAUGAGAAGCAUUAAGAAGCGGAACGUGACGCUGAGAAUUUCAGUUGACGGCGUCAGAGUUACUACGAAAAACAGAAAGAGGAAGUUAGAUGAAAUAACCUUAUCAGAACACUCAAUAUCAAAAAUAUUCUACGUCUCACAUGACUCUCAGGAUCUCCAGGUGUUUAGUUACAUAUCCUGCGAUGAGGCCUCCAAGGUUUUCCAAUGUACCGUCUUCAAGGCGGCUAAAAAACAACUAGCAGUUCAGAUAGUUAAAACCAUCGGCCAAGCGUUCGACGUCUGCCACAAAUUGACGCUGGAGAACAAAUCAAGAUGUGACGACGAUGACGACGACGGAGCCGACGACGAUAAUGACGUCACUGCCUGCGUCAACAAUGAUGAAAAUAGAGACGAGAAUUUUGACGAGAAUUUGAUUAAAAUUGAUGAAUCGUACAAAGCCCCACCAAGCAUCAACAACCACAUCGACUACGUUAACUACAACAAUAACAACAACACUAACGGGAAUUAUAGCAGCAUCUUCAACAACAACAUCAACAGCAAUAGCGAAAACCUACUAUACGAUGUUUCAAUAUCACAACACAACCAACCACAACAACAACAAAAUCUUUUAUUACGUCAACAACUACAACAUUUCCGACACCAACAACAAUCGUUACUAUCACCGUCAUCAUCAGCGGCAACAACAACAUCAACGAUGACGUCAUUUUUGUUGCCGGCCGUUUUGCCCUAUACCGACAAGUACAAGAUAUCCAAUCCAUCUUUGUUCAACAGUCUCCCGAAACCUUUAUCGCCAUCGUCAGUGUCUCUAGUGCCGCCUCCAUCGUCACUUCUAUUACCACUCUCUUCAUCAUCGUCGUCGUCAUCAUCGUCAUCGCAUCCGGUUAUAUCACCAUCAUCAUCGUCGUCACUUCCUGUUACGUCACUACCGCUACCAUCAUCGCCGCUAGCUGCAUUCAUUCAGCAGCAGCAACAGCAACAACAGCAGCAACAGCAGCAGCAGCAGUUACAUCACCAACUGCAAUUCAAUCAGAUGUUCCGCUUGCUGGAGUUACAGCAUCGAGAGCAUGAGUGCAUCAUCAAUCAGCUAGUCGACCUGAAGAGACAGCUGACCUAUGAAAGUUCUGCCAGAGUCGAGGCCCAGCUGCAUCUGCGGGACAUCGUCAAGCAGAACGAACACCUGACCUUCCAGAUUUACUCGAUCGUUCGGAGGAUGGCCUUCGAAGGCAAGCACCUGGACCACGAAUUCACUAAGCAAGAGUUUCCAGUUGAUUCAAAGCACAGAGUCGACGCAACAACACAAGCGAUUUGUUCACUAAACUCAGAGACGAUAGCAGCAGCAGCAACAAACGCAGCUGCAACAGCUUCAACGUCAUCGUCAAAACAAACAACAACGUUAAAUCAAAACUCAUUGGACGACCCUGAACCUUGUAACUUCAACAACAUGUCGUCCACCACUGAAUACACUACCGACAGCGGCAGUCGCCACAUCCACAUCACAUCAACUCCUGUGGCGUCAACUAAAACUCUAGGUAACAUCAAUAUCACUAACAGCAGCAACAACAAAAUCAUUACCAGCAACACAAACAACAUUAACAUCAUCAACAACACAAACAACACAAACAACGUCAACAACAACAACCCACACAUCCCACAAAACAGCAACAACAACAUCAACAGCAACAACAACAACAAC